Vicia faba (fava bean) is the source of this 1278-nucleotide messenger RNA. The record is from the annotation of a GenBank genome assembly. NCBI's taxonomy places the organism in Eukaryota, Viridiplantae, Streptophyta, Magnoliopsida, Fabales, Fabaceae.
AUGAAGGGAGUGCUCUCUCACAUUCUUCUUCACAUUACUGUGUUAAUUCUGCUUCUUUUUCUAUUUAUGAACAUGUCUCAAAGCUCUCCUAUCAGUGCUGCAAAAUACUCCUUUUCACCAUUGAUGCCUUUCACUAAUAAUUCUUUGCCUAAGUUAUCAGGCCUAUGUUCAUUGAAUUUCUCAGCUGCUCAAGAUAUAAUGACCAAAACUGCGACCGAUUGCUGGACUUCCUUUGCUCCCUAUUUGGCAAAUGUUGUAUGUUGUCCUCAACUUGAUGCCAUGUUGAUAACCCUAAUAGGCCAGUCAAGUAAAUACUCAGGACAGUUAGCUUUGAACAAAACUCAUGCUAACCACUGCCUCUCAGAUAUGCACAAGCUUUUGGUUAGUCAAGGAGCAAAUGAAAACCUAAACACCAUUUGCUCAGUUCAUCCAUCAAAUCUCACAGAAGGCUUGUGUCCCGUUGCAUCUGUCGACGAAUUUGAGAGCAUCGCAGACACUUCUAGACUUUUAACUGCUUGUAGAAAAAUUGAUCCUGUAAGUGAGUGUUGCAAUCAAGUCUGCCAAAACGCAAUAGAUUACGCUGCUAGGAAAAUCGCGUUGAAUGAUAUGUCUAAUUCAAAUGGAAACCGUAGCUUGCCUCCCAAGAUAGCUCGGAUCAAUGAUUGUAAGAAUAUCAUCCUACGUUGGCUGGCCGGAAAACUCAGUCCAUCCACUUCAAAUAGUGUUUUUAGAGGACUUUCAAAUUGCAACCUAAACAAAGUCUGCCCGUUGGUUUUUCCGAAUGUCACAAGAAUUGCGAAAGAAUGUGGAAAUAUGAUAAGAAAUCAAACGACUUGCUGCAAAGCUACUAAAAGUUAUGUGUCCCGUUUGCAACAACAAAGCUUUGUGACCAAUCUUCAAGCCUUAAAAUGUGCUGUAUCACUUGGAAAGAAGUUGCAGAAAGAAAAUGUCUCCGAAAAUGUCUAUGAUCUUUGCCACGUAAGCUUGAAAGAUUUUUCUCUUCAAGUUGGAUCACAAGAAUCUGGAUGCCUUUUGCUGAGUUUGCCUUCGGAUGCAGUGUUCGAUAGAACUUCAGGGAUUGGAUUCAUUUGCGACCUUAAUGACAACAUUGUUGCUCCAUGGCCUACGACAUCUUACGCGCUACAAUCUUCAUGCAAUAGAACUACAAAACUUCCAUCACUUCCUACAGCAACAUCUUCUCAAAAUGGUCUUUUCAUUAACAUCUUAGUCUUGCCUCCACUCUUCACCUCAAUUCUACUUCUCAGGAAGCUUCUUUAG